GAGAUAAUCCAAUCACUGUCGCUCUGGUUUGUAAAUUUGCCCAAGAUCUGCCCAGAACCAGACUCUCAGUGUCCCCAAGGAUGGGGGCCACUGUGCACCCUGCUCUCCUCCUGCUGCUUGCAGACCCUGUGUUCUGGGCUCCAACCCGCGCAGGCUCACACUCGCUGCUGUAUUUCUACACCACCGUGUCCCGGCCCGGCCUCGGGGAUCCCCGGUUCAUUUUCGUGGGCUACGUGGACGACACGCAGUUCGUGCGCUUCGACAGCGACGCGGAGACGCCCAGAGUGGAGCCCUGUGUAGGGUGGAUGGAACAGGAGAGGCCUGAGUAUUGGGAGCUGCAGACCCAGAUGGCCUGGACUCAAGCAAAGCUGUCCGGUGGGAGCCUGAUGACCCUGCUUCGCUAUUUCAACCAGAGCAAGGACGACUCUCACACGCUGCAGGGGAUGCGUGGUUGCGACGUGGGGGCAGAUGGACGCCUGCUCCACGGGUACAACCAGCUGGGCUAUGAUGGAGAAGAUUACCUCACCCUGAACGAGGACUUGAGCUCCUGGACAGCGACCUUAGGUCAGAUCUCUCAGGGCAAGUUAGGAGACCACUUGAAGGACAGCUGCGUGGAGACGCUGCACAAACACCUGGAAAAAGGGAAGGAAGUGCUGCUGCGCUCAGACCCCCCAAAGGCACAUGUGACCCAUCAUCCUGGAUAUAAAGGUGAUGUCACCCUGAGGUGCUGGGCUCUGGGCUUCUAUCCUGCUGAGAUUUCCCUGACCUGGCAGUUGGAUGGGGAGGACCUGAUCCAGGAAAUGGAGUUUGUGGAAACCAGACCAGCAGGGGAUGGAAACUUCCAGAAGUGGGCAGCCGUGGUGGUGCCUUCUGGGGAGGAACAGAAAUACACAUGCCAUGUGCACCAUGAGGGGCUGCCUGAGCCCCUCACCCUGAGAUGGGGUGGGAGAGGAAGGAGCCACACUCAGGAAGAAGGCAGGAACAGUGGCCAGGACUCUGGUGAGACGGCCGUGGAUGAUGAGGAGAUGGUCAUUCUCUCUGGGGAGCCUGAGCCCUCUCGGAAUCGUCCAGACCACUCCUUCAGACUGAGUGAUCUGUCAUUCUGAAAAGGGUUUCUCCAUGAUUCAGUCCUGGCUGCCCUGUAACUCACUCUGUAGCCCAGGAUGGCCUCGAACCCACAGAGAUCCACCUGCCUCUGCCUGCCAAGUGCUGGGAUUAAAGGCAUGUGCCACCACCAUACAGCUCAGAAUGGAAUCUUCUGUUUUGUAUAUCACCAGACAUCUUCACAGUCAACUUGACUGGACUUAGAAUCACCUAGAAGCCGCCCCUCUGGAUGUGUCUGUGAGGGUGUUUCUAGCCAGGUUUAACCCAGGAGGAAGAAACAGGUUGACUGUAAGGUAGCUUCACUCACAGCUGGAGUCUGAAGAGAAAGCCAGCAGGACACUGGAGUCCCCCUUCCUGUGUUUCCUAACAGGACAUGAGCAGGCCAUCUCCUGCCACCAUGAACAGAGACAGGUCCCACUUUUCUGUCUUGAACAUCUGACACCUGUCUCUUCCCUAAGUGGCUUCUCAUCAGGUAUUUUUUGUCGCAGGGCACAGGGUUAGACACAAAGCUCCUUCCCCACAUCCAAGGCUUCCUGAGCAUCACUCCCUAAUCUUUUAGAGACUUUCACUCAGGCCAAACUGGGAUCUAUGGCUUUGGUGCGGAAAAGGAUUAUGGACUACUAGAGCUGGUGUUUAAUAAACAUGUUUCUAUUUGUUUUUAAUUUUAA
Messenger RNA from Cricetulus griseus (Chinese hamster), 1772 nucleotides. The record is from RefSeq and is a predicted model, not a curated record. Lineage: Eukaryota; Metazoa; Chordata; Mammalia; Rodentia; Cricetidae.